Messenger RNA from Oncorhynchus tshawytscha (Chinook salmon), 2943 nucleotides. It is a transcript of the gene klf1, whose product is annotated as Kruppel-like factor 1 (erythroid). Gene Ontology annotation, biological process: regulation of transcription by RNA polymerase II. Gene Ontology annotation, molecular function: RNA polymerase II cis-regulatory region sequence-specific DNA binding; DNA-binding transcription factor activity, RNA polymerase II-specific. Lineage: Eukaryota; Metazoa; Chordata; Actinopteri; Salmoniformes; Salmonidae. The record is from RefSeq and is a predicted model, not a curated record. The transcript is spliced from 3 exons. The coding region runs from base 347 to 1525 and encodes 392 amino acids.
CACACACACACACACACACACACACACACACACUUAUGUCCCACCCCCCAACGGUCUUCAGAAGAUACAUGAACGGAGAAGAUUUGAAGUCACGUUCACAACCGAGAGAGAAAGAGGGGGGGAUACGGUAGACGGGUAGAAUGGAGAGACAACAACUGUAAAAAGAAAGUAGGCUACUUGGCAGGUCAAACUGGACAACAGACAGGUGUAACUGUUUUCAGGAUGACUGGUUACUUACAGUUUGUAAGAGUCUAACCAUUGUGAGAUGGUCAUGUAAAAGAAAAGACAAACCUCACAUUACUGUCACCACUGUAACCUGUCUGAAGUUGACGUCUAACUCGAUCAGAUGGCUGGGACACAAGCUGCUGUGCUUCCAUCCUUCAGCUCCUUCUCAAACUUUGUUCACUCUGAGGACAAUAUGAAGGAGUGGAAAUUUGAGGAUGGCGCUCUCAGUCUGGACUCUCAAACCAAGAGGAUGUCACCUGGCAACACCAGUGACCAGCAGCCAGUUCUUCCUCACCUGGACGAUGAAAGUGAAACCUCAUGGGACAUGGAGUUCUUGUUGUCUGACUGGAGCAGCCCAUCACCUGAGCUGAACCCCUCUCUGGACUACAACACUCAGUGUCUUCUUCAACCGGACCAAACUGGACUCUACCAUGAUGGAGGAGGGGUGUUGACGGACCAAAUAAGUCCAGACAGGCUUCAUACGGGCAGCAGUAGCCUGAUGGUUGAGCUGCUCACCCCCUUAGAGACCAUUGGUUCAGGCAUACCAGAACUUUACAACCAACAGGUUCGGUCAUCAUCAUCAUUAUCAUCAUUCCCCAUUCAACCAAACGUGGACCCGUAUGGUUUCAACCCCGGAAGCAACCAGGAGGGACAUGGCAGAGAUAGAGCCACUGCUGUCCUCACUAAGGCCAAAUCAUGGGACUUUGGAAUGGGACACUACUACCCCCAACAACACACUUCCAUGGUGACGUUUCAAGAUGGCAGAUUCCUCCAAGCCCCUGUCUCCAUGACAACCUCUAUGACCUCUGAAUUUCAAACCCACCACUACAGCUUCCUCCAAAACUACCCCCACCACCUGGGUCUAUGCCGCAGCCAGAGGGACUACAACCUCCAUGGCCACCACCACCAACAAGCCUCCUCCAACCACUUCCCCUACUCCCAGCACCAGCAGCCCCACCUAGCUAUCACCUCCUCAGGGGUUCCCCCUGGUGGCUUGGAGGGGAAGAACGGCCGCAGGACUGUGGCGAAGAAGAGAGCUGCUCUACACAGCUGUGAAUACUCAGGUUGUAGUAAGACCUAUACCAAGAGCUCCCACCUCAAGGCUCACCUCCGCACACACACAGGAGAGAAACCAUACCACUGUACGUGGGAGGGCUGUGGGUGGAAGUUUGCCCGUUCGGACGAGUUGACCCGUCACUACCGUAAACACACGGGUCAGAAACCCUACGUCUGUCUGCAGUGUCAGAGAGCCUUCUCCCGCUCAGACCACCUGGCCCUGCACAUGAAGAGACACACAUGAUGAGAGGAGUGGAGGAUGGGUAUGACUGGGGCUGUGUGAGAACAUACACACUAAUAUGUGUGUACCUGUAUACACACACUCUCAUUCUGGUUCUCAUUCUCUCUCUCUCUCUCUCUCUCUCUCUCUCUCUCUCUCUCUCUCUCUCUCUCGUCUCCUAUCUCUAUCUCUCUUUCUCUCACUCACACACUAAUCUAAUCAACACACACGCGGUGCACACGCAACUACUAGGCAGAGUAGGGUUAUCAUAGAUGAAGAGGAGACGUGACUCCUCAAAGACAUACAGUGGACACACACACGUUGUCCACACACUAUAAACAGCUAAAGUAACGAAGAGUCUUACAGUUACAGACUGACUUAACACUAAAAAUAAACAUUUACAUUUUAGUCAUUUAGGAGACGCACUUAUCCAGAGCAAUUUACAGUAAGAGUUAGGUGGGACAAUCACAUAUCACAGUCAUAGUAAGUUCUCUUUUUCUCAAUAAAGUAGUUAUCAGCAAUGUCAGAGAUAGAAAGGUGGGGGUGGAGUCAAGAGCAAGUGUUGGUUCAGGAUUUUGGGAUUUCUUUAAUGUUUCUUUGAGGGGGGGUGGGAUUGAGGUGAGGAGGGGGAUUAUUUAAAAUAGUCUUUGAAGAGGUAGGGUUUCAGAUGUUUUCUGAAGAUGGUUCCACCAUUGGGGUGCCAGGACAGAGAAGAGCUUUGACUGGGCUGAGGGGGAGCUGCCCUCCUGUAGGGGUGGGAGAGCCAAGAGACCAGAGGUGGCAGAACAGAGUACUCAGGUUGGGGUGUAGGGUUUGAGCCUAGCCUGAAGUUAGUGAGGGGCAGUUCCUCUUGCUGUUCUUGUAGUGGAGACGUCCAGUGGAAUGCAGUCUGAAAACUAGGUUAGAACAUUAGCACCCAAAAUGUACACAAAGUUCAAAGGUCAAUACAGGCUGUGUCACUGGGGAGUGUCAUUCUGGCUGAAACAUUGUAUAAGGAACUUCAUACAAAUAUGGGUUGUUUGCAAAAAUCCAACACUAUAUUUAUGGAUCUUAAUAUUUCCUGUAAAUUAUCUAAAGAUUAUUUUUUUUAUUAAGGCUAAGAUGUUUCUUGAAUUAAGGUUAAGAUUUGGUUAAGAUAUCAACUUUUCAUGUGGUAAAAGUUACUAGUUUCUUAAUUCCAUGGAGACAGAACCACAUUGAAAAUACACCAAGCAGAUCAGUUUUGUAAAAUUUCCAAUUGAAUAAAUGUAUUUAUUUGCAAGGCUUUUCAUAUUAAUAUAAUGCAUAACUUCAUACUUUUAUAUCACUUUGGUCAUUGAGUGCUUUAAACUUUUCUCAGAAGAUUUAUUUGUAUAAUUUGCUCAUUUUAAUUUGACUGCAUGAUUGAAUUGUUUCUAAUUUCUAAGUAAAAUGUAAGUUAAUUCAAUAAAUGUGUACACUUA